Vespa velutina is the source of this 1011-nucleotide messenger RNA. Its product is annotated as amine oxidase [flavin-containing] A-like. Lineage: Eukaryota; Metazoa; Arthropoda; Insecta; Hymenoptera; Vespidae. Gene Ontology annotation, molecular function: oxidoreductase activity. The record is from RefSeq and is a predicted model, not a curated record. Bases 1 to 1011 code for a protein of 336 amino acids. The transcript is spliced from 5 exons.
AUGAGAGAUCUUCGUAAACUAUCAGCGUUAUGGAUGUUUGUAAUGUUAAAUGGUGCAGGUGGAUUGCUCGAUCGACUAAAAGUAACGAUAGGAGAUGAGAACCGUUAUUUCGUUCAAGGUGGAAUGGCGCGAUUAACCGAAGAAUUAUUAAAACAUAUACUUGCUGAACAUGGUGAUAUAAUUUAUGAUGAAAUAGUUACAAAUAUUCAAUUCAACGAUGACAGAGCUUAUUGUUAUACUACACAAAAUUGUUUCAAAUGUGACAUCGUGGUAAUAGCGGUACCACCCCCGGAAAAUUCUCAAAUUCGUAUCGAACCAUCUUUACCUGCACAUGUAUCUCAAUCCCAAACAUUAUUCCUACAUAGUGAUAACAUAUUUUUCAAUGCAUUUUACAAAAAACCUUUUUGGAAAGAUAAGUAUAAUGGCAAUGUUUUAGCUACAUUAGAAUCCAAUACUAUCUUAAAUAUCGCUUAUGAUGCAACCUGUAAUAACGUAAAAGGAGGAAUGAUGGCUGGAUUUCUUAAUGAUACCAAUAUUAUAUCAACGACAUCGAAAUUAAAAUUAUUCGAAACGCUAAGCCAAUGUUUUCAAACUAACGAAAUGAAACGUUGUAUCAAUUACAAAGAACUUGAACGAUCUCCGAACGAAGAUAUUGGAAUUAAAUUAGAAAGUGCUUGGCCUAUGAGCGUUAUGCAACCAUCUCAUGUAUUUAAUCAUGUUAAUCAUGUAAAUAUAUCCAACGAUAGAAUUCUCUUCGCUGCUAGCGAAUAUGCUACAAAAUGGCCUGGAAUGAUAGAUGGUGCAAUCGAAAUUGGUGAAGUAACAGCAUGCGUGAUACUUUUAAGACUUAGACCACAAUCUUUAGAGACUGCUGAUAUGACAAUUGUAUCAGAAGGCGUUUCUAUCCAGAAAUUGUUCCAAACUGAAAUUACCAUGAUGCAAUAUUUUUGUUUAGCCAUAAACAUAGCCAUCUUUUUUUCAUUUUUACAUAUGGCAUAUAAGAAGUAUUAA